ACAACGGAGAACAAGUUCUGGUUGAUGUGGAAGAUAAAACCAACAAAGAAAUAACUGAGCACAUUAGAAAAAUCUUGGGGAAAAGCAAAGAGACACUUGAAAAAGAGGAAAAAGAAAGGAAAAAACUAUCACCUCCAGCAACUUUUGGGCCCAAGAAGUACCAUCUGCGCGAAUGCAUGUGUGAAAUUGAAGGUCAAGUUCCCUGCCCUGCUGUUGUGCCACUGCCCAAAGAGAUGAGGGGAAAAUAUAAAGCUGCAUUUAAAAAGGAAGCAUCUGCCUGA
This is a messenger RNA of Pterocles gutturalis (yellow-throated sandgrouse), 281 nucleotides long. RefSeq names its product mitochondrial ribosomal protein S25 (gene MRPS25). The transcript has 2 exons. Gene Ontology annotation, molecular function: structural constituent of ribosome. The record is from RefSeq and is a predicted model, not a curated record. Lineage: Eukaryota; Metazoa; Chordata; Aves; Pterocliformes; Pteroclidae. Gene Ontology annotation, cellular component: mitochondrion. The annotation marks the transcript as partial.